Messenger RNA from Morone saxatilis (striped sea-bass), 2325 nucleotides. RefSeq names its product IgGFc-binding protein-like. The coding region runs from base 1 to 2325 and encodes 774 amino acids. The record is from RefSeq and is a predicted model, not a curated record. Lineage: Eukaryota; Metazoa; Chordata; Actinopteri; Moronidae. The transcript is spliced from 16 exons.
AUGCUCCGGCCCCUGCUCUUCCUGUCUGCUCUCAUCGGGCUGUCAGGCGCGACGGUCCUACUCAACCAGGGCUUUAAUGAUUCUUUAGCACUGAACAUCAGCCAAUGUCCCAUCACGUUCUAUGGAAAGAAGUACGAACAGCUCUAUGUGAACAUCACAAGUGGCAAUGUUACCGUCUGCUUCAACGGCUUUUUCAACCCUCAAACCGGACAGGACUGUAUUGUGGCACCUCCAUUCAACACAACGUCGGCUAAAGCUGGGAUAGUUUCAGAAGCCCCGGUCUCUCCCUCCCCCAUCCAAGCUGCUUUGUCAACCAUUAAGACUAAUGAAACAUGCUUUGUGAGAGUUCAACAUGUGACCACAGUAGUGCUGAUGGAUGCUCUGGUCAAUGGUACCAAAGUGGACACAUUUAAUGCUACGGGCUCUGGAGCUAAAACAGAGGCAUACUUCGACAUCAGCGGAUGCAGACAAUCAGGUGGUGCUCUGUUUAGAUAUGGUGCAGUGAUAAGCUCUGACCCAGAAUCCUGCUCUGGUCUAAGGUGUGAUGUGACUGCAGUCGUGACAAACUUCAGCUGUGGCCCCUCAGAGCGUUGUCAAGGCAACAACACCUGCAUGUUUGACUCCACCUGCACUGUAAGCGGCCCAGCUGUUAUUGACAUUCACGGCCAAGUGAACUCUGUCCAGGAUCGGUGUGCGUACACUCUGAUGUCGACUCCGUCUGUCCCAGACUUGCAGGUGCUGGCAAACUUCCAGGAACGGCGUCGUAAAGAUGUGAGCUUUGUGGACAGCGUGACACUACGACUGAACAGUACGGGUGUUUACAUUCACCUAAAACAAGACGGCAGAGUUCAGGUGGACAACACUACGCUGACUCUGAACAGCUCAGUUCAGCUGAUUCACGGUGUGGAGCUGUCCAAGGACCAAACUGGAGUUACUGCCAAGGUGUCACUCUCCAACUACACCACUUCUGUCUUCUUUGACGGCAAAACCGCACAGAUCCGCCUCAAAGGACCUGCUGGGAAAGUUCCAUCUCUGCAGGGUUUGUGUGGCAACUCCAGCAGUUCUUUGAGUGAAUUGAGGCUCUCUGAGUACAGUGCCAGCGGGUGUGAGACGCAGUACAAUGAGACUACUAACAGUACAAUUAACUGCAACAUGACGACUGAGCGCUGUAAUCUCCUGAAGGAGGCGCCUUUCACCGCCUGUCACAGCGACAUCAACCCAGAGCCCUACAUAACCGCCUGCAACAACACUUUGUGCAAAUAUCCUGUGGUGGACGGCCUUAACUGUCAGUUCCUGGAGGGCUACGCCAGAGCCUGCAGCCUGCACAACAUCACACUGGAGGGCUGGAGGUCAAACGUCAGCUGCUCCCCCCCUCAGGCCUUCUGUCAGGACAAGAUUUGCAGCGCUCACGAGUUCUGUGCUGAGAAGACUGGCUGCCUCUGUCGGGCCAUUUUUGCCUCCCCGUACAGAUCGACAGACACUUUGGGUGACCCAACAGUCUGCAGCCAGAACUCUGCUUCACUUACUUUGGUCGGCUGUCUCCUGGCUGAAAAAGGUAUCGACUACUCGGCCUUACAUCUCAAAGACCAGAACUGCACGGGCCAGAUGGACAAGCUAACCAACAUGGUGACCUUCAGCUUCAACAGCAGCAGCACCUGUGGGACGGAGGUCUCGACCAGCAACAGCCAAUUAAUCUACAAGAACGCCAUCAUGACCCAAAACAGCUCUGAUAUCAUCAUUCGCAAUAGCCAAUUCUACAUCGACUUCUCCUGCUUCUAUACUCAGCCAGGCAUCAAGUCUGUGGGCUUGAGAAUAAGACACAGCUCUGUGAUCAAACAGAUCAUAUCUGGAACUUGGAAUUACACUCUGACCAUGAAGGCCUACACCGACGCCGGCCGCACACAAGCUGUGGAGUCGAACUCCAAAAUCCAGCUGAACCAGAAGAUCUGGGUGGAGCUGGAGACCGAUGGGCUGGAUGGCAACUCGGUUGCUGUUGUCACCGACUCCUGCUGGGCAACCAACCAGGCAUCGCCCAACGGGAGUGUGAAAUACGAUCUUAUUAAGAAGGGCUGUGCUAACUCCGCUGACCAGACAGUGAAGGUGGAGGGAAACGGCCAGGGAACGUCCAACUACUUCUCCUUCAACAUGUUCCAGUUCUCCGGGAACUCUACUGACCUCUACCUGCACUGCAAACUUGACCUGUGUGUCACACAGAACAACACCUGCAACCCAGUUUGUAAUGGAGGCAGUCGGAGACGCAGAUCUGCCAGGCUCACGUAUGUCAAUGAAGCCCCAACCCUCAUCACCAUGGCCUGGACUGAUUAG